Mytilinidion resinicola is the source of this 1050-nucleotide messenger RNA. RefSeq lists its product as uncharacterized. The record is from RefSeq and is a predicted model, not a curated record. Lineage: Eukaryota; Fungi; Ascomycota; Dothideomycetes; Mytilinidiales; Mytilinidiaceae. The coding region runs from base 10 to 921 and encodes 303 amino acids. The transcript has a single exon.
AUUCUCAAGAUGCUGAAUUCGAAGGCCACCGACCAGGGACCAACCUCAACAGCUCCCCACGAUGGUGCCACCGCGCCAUCCCCGGAAGCAGAAGUGAGCUACACUACCGACCAACACUCCCCCAGCUCCGAUUCCUCCUUCCCCCAGUUCCCUCGUCUUCCAAAGGAACUACGCCUUAGCAUCUGGCGCAUGGCAACGACAUCGCACGAGCUGUCGACACCCCCCCGCUGGAUAACCCUCACCCACCAUACCGAGAUGGACCCGACCUCGAGGCUGACGGAGCCCGUCCGUCCGGCGGCUAUCACCGUAUCCCCAUGGGAUCCCAGCACGCUGAAUGCCAGCUACGAAGCGCGAGGCGAAACACUGAAGCUACUCCGCCGCAAAUCGCAGAUCCUAUCCCUCCAUAUAGCCGGCAACGUACCGCCGCUGGAAGUCCCGUUUGACUACGAGAAGGACGUCUUGUACCUGGCUGGCGAGGGGGCUACGCGUCGAGCAGAUGCAGCUCAGAUCAUGAAGUUCUGGUCAACAUCAUCUGUCAUCCCAAAAGAACAGCGAGAGCGGGUCCGCCAUCUGGCGGUCGGAUACGCAGACAAUGCGGGCUUAACGGAGCAGGCAAGAAGAAAUGAAUUCUGCAACGGCCUGGCAGAGUUCACGGGUCUGGAAUCGCUGACUAUUGUUACGAACGGCCGCUGGCAGGGUAUCCGAAAGUGGAUCUACAGUUUCGAAAACACGCAUGGCGCAUGUCCCGGGGUGCUUUUCCGAAGCAUCCUCGCUGAGGUGCAGCGGACUCUCCCAAAUUUCCCAUGGUUCGCAAACUUCAGCUACGUGGAGGACCACAGGGGUUUUCCGAGUGAAGAUGAGUCGGAUGGAGAGUCUACAGAUUACGGUGAAGAGGAUGAUUUCUACGACGAUGGCUAUUGAGAUAAUUCGGAUGGUUCGGAAGCUAAAUAGGGGUAGGCCGUUGGAAAAUCAUACUGAUCGGACUUGCUUCGUCGAGGUUGCGUUACGGAUCCAAGGUCGGGUAGGGGAUAUCAAAACAUAAGCUUACAG